CUAAAAUCUGGAUCCAACAUGGCGGACGUCGGUCGUGUGUUGGUUGUGAGCUGCAGUUCGUUUCUUUCCCCGGAAGAUAUCAUUAAUGGUGAGAAAAUUUAUUCACAUAAGACGUAAAAAAUUUUUUCCCUGUGUGGGGAAACUCAGUAGUUAUUUUUGGUGGGCAAGUGUGAUCAAUGAAAAGUUCCAAAACAAAUUUAAUUGUUCGCUCCUCAUUUUAUAAUAGACCUUGUCACGGUUUUCGACGCCAUCUUGACGAGUAGGCAAACGCGUGAGAAAUUACAAUAUUUGUAUGAGAAUCUAAUGUGGAAUAAUUUCCGUAGAACGGCUGUUCUGAAAAAAAAUAUGAUUUGUAAACUAAAGCUUCACUCCUAAGAAUUCUCCUGAAAAAAUUUGAGGGCGUUACAUGCCCUAGAAGACCUAGAACCGCUUUUUAAAAUUUUCUAUACAUUUUUCUGUAAGAAAGUCCCGGGAAAAUUACAGACAAAUGUAUGGAAAAUCAAAGCAAGCCUCGGGAGACAUUUAAGGACAGGUACGCCCUCAAAAUUUUUUAGGACAAUCCUUUGCGUUGUAGCUUUAGAUUACAAUUGAUAUUUUUUCAGAACAACCGUUUUACGGAAAUUAUUCGACAUUAGAUUCUCAUACAAACACUGUAAUUUCUCACGCGUUUGCCUACUUGUCAAGAUGGCGUCGAAUCCGUGACAAGGUCUAUUAUUAUGACCGACUUUUCUACAAGUUCUCCUUGCCCUUUUAUUGUCUAUUUCAGCAAUGUGCAAUAAGAAGCAUCCUGAGCCCACACAGCUGACAGACAGUUUGACUUCUUACCUUUGGAAAAUAGAAAAUAAAUAUUACACCGCAGAUGUGCAUCUCUGUGCAUGUUCUGUUAGUUCUCUGCCGCCACAAUGUGAGUUUGCAGGAAACAUGAAUUUUCAAAGUGUCAUUAUUACUUUUGAUCAAAAAGAGGUGAGGGCCCAUUUUUAUUUUAAUUUUAAUGAUAGUAUGUUCACAGGUAGUCCAUAUUCUGUUUGUGUCAUUUUUAUUGAUAUCUGACCUUCUACCUACAGGGAGAGAAAUACAGGUUAUUAUAAGAAUGGCAAUUGCAAUUUUCCCUUAGAAAAGAAUGAAUGUAAAUGCUUCAUUGAAAGUUCAAGUUACAUUUUAAAUGGGACAGGUGUUAUGCGUUGUUGUUUACUUUCGCUCACUCAAACUUUAUAAGGUGUCAUUUUGCUGGCUGAAAAGAAAUGAUCAUCAUACAAAAUGUUGCCUUAUACAUGUACAGCUUGAGGCUGCAUAAAAACUUUUCUCAGUUAACAUUUUUGUUACUGCCAAAGAUUCAUCUGUAUUUUUUACUCUCAUUCUUGAUGCUCAGAUUUCAAUACAGACCACAUGAAUGAUUCCUGAUCAUUAUUGCCACCAUGAUAGGUUUGAGGAAAUACGCCGUAUUCACAAAUGGCGGACACGCGGGAAAAAACUGGUGCCUAGUCAUGAAAGCGAGGCGUUGGAGGAUAAACAAAAAUUGCAAAUUAAGACUUUCAGAGAACUUGCAGAGUGUUUAGCACGGAUUCCACCUAAAAUAACUUUGUACAGACUUCGUUUUAAAUACAAUUACGUGGGAUGCUUUCUGCUUUUAAUGUUUAGUAGUGAUUUGCUGUUUGCAAUCAAAAAGGACGCGUAUAUCUUCAAGGAAACAGGAUGAUUUUGUAGGUCUGCGAAGCAUCAGAAGCUCGACAAGUGGACGAUGGCUGGAGAAAAGCGGCAAACAUGUUGGCCCAAACUUCACAUUGAAACCGAGUACGAAAGCCAGCUCACUGCAAUUCGGUGAAACAGAACUAUAAACAAAUCUUGGUGGCAAGAAAAAAAGAAAUAAGCGACAGGUAUAUGGCCUACUUGUUAACGUAAGAGACGUCUGACGCUGAACAAUUCAAGUCGAGCCGAUGGAAAAAAGGAAGACAGGAAAGAAGAGGUGACUGAGGUUUCGAUGAAGUCAUGUUUGUUUUUUGUUUGCCAGGACGUUAUUCUCUGGUCUUUAUCGAUGAAGGACAUCAAUUAGAACUAAUUUUUUAGUAUAAAUGCAGGCGCGACCGAGUGGAGUACGCUCAAAAUUUCAACUUGUUACUCAGCAGACUCGGUAAGCCGGCCACAUCAUUUCAGCGAGUAAUUUCGUAUCUCUUAUCUUUGGCUAUUAAGAGCUUUAACUUUAUGUUCCAUAAUAUUUUAAAGUUGAAGAAUACAUAAAUAAAUAAAAUGAUGGUCUUCUUCAAGUUAAACGGAUCCAGACUCGAAUUUAAUUAUUCGAAACAGAAGCUUGCCGUGUUCAGUCCUGACACAAACAUUGCCUUAAAAGUUUAACUUAGUAAAAUGUGAGCUUUAUACCGCUUUUUUACCAAGGGCUCUCCGAGAUCAUGCCCUAGAGGAGACCAGGCAAAUAGCAGGCCAUAACAGCUUCUAAGUUUGAUAAAAUUAUGUUUAAUUAAUAACAAAGAAAUCAUGAGAUUUUUGCUAAGCUGUGCCAACGUACCUCUAACAAUUUACUCCAAACCGACGGAAUUAAUAUGAUCCAAAGGAAGUUGUAAAUACAGACAUACAUAUAUACAUAGAUAUGUAUAAAAUGACACUGACAUGAAUGAAUGAGCUUCGUGAAUGAAUCUUUCACCCGCUCUCGACUUGACCUGUUUUGUGUAAUGGCGGAGGUCCAUUCCGUUGACAAGUAGGCCAUAUAUCCGUCGCUUAUUUCUCUUUUUCUCGCCACCAAUAUCUGUUUUUAUUUCUGUUUUACAGAAUUGUAGAGAUCUCGCUUUCGUAUUCGGUUUCAGUGUGAAGUUUGGGCCAUCAUGUUUGCCGCUUUUCUCCAGCCAUCGCCCACUUGUCGAGCUUCUGAUGCUUCGGAAACCUACAAAAUCAUCCUGUUUCUUUGAAGAUAUAGCGUCCCUUUUGAUUGCAAACAGCAAAUCACUACUAAAUAUUAAAAGCUGAAAACAUCCUACGUAAUUGUAUUUAAAAAGAAGUCCGUACAGAGUUAUUUUAGGUGGAAUCCGUGCUAAACACUCUGCAAGUUCUCUGAAAGUCUUAAUUUGCAAUUUUUGUUUAUCCUUCAACGCCUCGCUUUCAUGACUAGGCACCAGUUUUUUCCCGCGUGUCCGCCAUUUGUGAAUACAGUGUAUUGAGCUGCACUUUGAAAGACUACAAUGAACCUGUAUUCUUAAUCCACCAUUUUGCCAGAGCACUUGUGUGUGCCUUUUUCCAUAAAAAGCCAAUAGCCUGACGGGAGGGGGAGAGGGUACUCCCUUGUAUAAGCUAUAUAGGUAUGUGCCAUCCCAAAGGAUAUGGUUUUUGAGCUGUUUUGGUCUGUAAAUGGGUAUAGCCUUUGCCCAUUUUGGUCUGGAAUCGGGUAUGGUAAAUUAGAGGAAACUACAGGAGUGUAUGAAUGCGAUUAUGGAAUGAAUAAGAAAGAAAGAGAAAUCAAUGCGAAUUCAAAGUGUAUUUUUAGUAAUCUGUUUUGUUGGCUUUUUAAUCUAAAUAACAAUGAGAUGACUUCCUAGAGGCCGGGCCCCAGUAGUUCAAACGUUGGAUAGCACCAUCCACCGGAUAACUCACUAUCCAGCGGAUAAGUAUUACAGAAAUCAAUUACGCUAUCCGCUGGAUAGUGAUUUAUCCGGUGGAUAGCGCUAUCCGACGUUUGAACUACCGGGACCAGGUCUAAAUACAAGUAUGGAUUUUAGAGACUAGGUCUUAAAGUAGGUGUGAAAAAAUGCCAGUUUUUGGUCUGAAAUAGGGUCAGGACUUGGAGAACCAGGCGGCACACCCCCACCGAGAAAAAUUUUCCCAGCGGUUCCCCCCGGGGGUUUUUUAGGUGAAAAACCCAUAUCCUACUGAUUUGUACAUUCUAACAUGGGUAUAUACAGUACAUGUUACAUGUAGAUGUACCUUAAUUUCCCACCCUCAUCCCCCUCACUUCUUACAGUGUACUAUUCAAACAGGAACCUUUAUCUUUAAUCAUCAUUAGAUAACAGCAUGUACUAAACUGUCAAUCUUAAUUAUUUUAUUUUCCUCCAUAUCAAGUUUUUUUUUAACCAAAUACAAGGGAAAAUAAUGCAUAAUAUAAAAUUCACAGCGUGAAUAAAAAUUUUGCUGGUUUUGUUACUGUUCAUAAAUUAUCAUCUAUCCUAGAAAUCUAGUUUUGAGGAAGUAGCCUCAUGGCUGUCAUACAUUGAGUCCAAGGAUCCAUCUGUCUUGUUACUGAUCAAUUCUGGUAAAGGAGAAUUAGACAAUGGAGGUAAAACACCUGUCUCAAGAUGAAUAAUUUGCUUUCUUGAAUUUUUUGUUACCAUCAUACAUAAAAUUUAAUUAUUGUCAACAGAUGAACCUUCUUGUAUAAAAAUAAUUUGUAACUGAUAUAUGUUGUAGUUCAAUUUUAUUGCUUUGGUUUGAUUUUUCCUUCCCUUGUCUCAAAUCGUUAUACAUAAAAACUAAGGAUAAAAUGGAAUUGCAAAGUAUACAUGUGCAUACAUGUACCUAUAAAAAAAGCAUUUCUGUUGGCAUCCCAUCUGGACUAUGCAGGAGCUAUGAGGGCUAUGAAUCAAUAAAGCAGAAAUAUGAAUCAAUAAACAAGAAAAUAAAGCAAUAAUUAUUGUGUCAACUAAGCAGUCUUGCACUUUUGUGAAUUUGAUGCACAUAAAUGCAGUAAUGAGAUUUUAGAAGAUCUGCACUGUAACUAACAGCCUGUCCCAGUGAUAAGACACAAUGACUUUUUAUAAUAGCAAGUAUAAUUAUUAUCAUACAGUUUUCCUAACAAUAAUUGUUAGGAAAACUGUCAAGAUUCAUCAGAAUUUGUUAUUAUAAUAAUCUUUGUUUUUAUUACUAUCUUUAGGUGUGUCUAAAGCAGAGGUAGUAAAAUGGUGUUUGGAUAACUCAUUUGAGCUCAUUAACAUGAUCUGUGAGGAGGAUGAAGAAGAUGAUGAGGAAGGUAUCCUGCUUAUUGUGGCAUGUCAUUCACUUUGUAACAGUUAAAUAAAUAAAAUACCAGACGCAGGACAUGAAAGUAGUAAACUCUCAUGUUACACCAUAGCAUUAUUGUUUACGGCUGAUUUGAAAUACCUUUUGUUUGAAUAAAUAAUCAUAAUUAAUGAAUUAGGAUAUGUUUUGCAAAAUCUAGCAUUGAAAUGUCCAAUAAAGAAUAACAAUGUGCAUUCAUCCUAGAUGACUUUCGUGAAAAGACAGGCAUAGACAGAGUGAUUGAAGCUCUUCAGUGUGCCGAGUGGCCUAAUAUGGAAAUGAGGGGUAUGAUUUAAUGAGCACUGAUACAUCACCUGUCCAUGCUAUUCUUAAUUAGUUUAUGUUCUUGUUACUGUUGUUGCCUGCAAAUACAGCCACUUCCCAUUGCUCCCCCUUGCCAGGGACUUUUGUGACAGAGGAGUCUGUGUUUUUGUCCAAAAAUUAUAUGGUGAUGAUUUGACAUACUACUGUAUGUAGCAACUACACAUAGUGUCCUCUUUCACCUAUUUUUUGCAAGUGGCAGACAAAACUCAAAAGUCUCUCUCAUGAAACAUUCAGCAGUCUCCAGCAACAGGGAGUGACGAGAGGCAGCUGUAUUCACAGGCUAGUUACAGUAGUUAAUCUGCCAGUCUUGAUUCUGUUUAUUUAUCUCUGUCAUUAAACAAGCCCAAAAUAGAUCUGCGCUCAGUUACUAUUUAUAGACCUGAAACUCAGACAAACAAACUGAAAUUAACAUUAGCCAAUUCCUCACUUUUGUCUGUCUUUUGUCAUUAAAAUGAGAAAAAUUACAAAACCUGGACAAAAAUAAUUGUAAAUUAGUCACUCUGACAUCAUUUGUGCGCUAGGCUAUUGUCUUGAAGCUGAAAAUGCUCAAUGCCUGGCACUAUUUUUCACUUCAUUAGAACUGGGAGUGCUACUUAACUACAGUCUUUGCAUGUUAUAGGUAAAAUCCAUUCUUACAUUUAAACCAGUAUUCAGCCUCGGUUACCAGUGUUAGAACCAGGCCAGCAAAGAAACCAGAUGACAUGUUUUACUUCCAACAUGCAUGCAACUUGCAGGGUAGAAUGAAAACGGCUACAGACUACACUCUUAUCUAAUUGAAUCUGCACACUAAAAAAUCGGAGUAGAGGGUCGUACAUGUACAUUGUACUUUGUUGAAGAUCAAACACAAUAAUAAAAUUGUAUUGUAUUUUUUCGCAUGCAGAGAGUCAAAGUCACAGAGCUACAAAAGUUUCCAGUAACGACCAAGAAGCAGUUAACAAAGAGGAUAAUAGUAAACAGAGUAGUAAAAAUGAUGGUGCUUCAAAGAACCCAACUUGUUCAUUAGCAGCCAGUGACAAGCCUCAAGGUUAGUUUGUUUGUUUCUUUUGAUUAACUCUAGCAGACAAUAGAGGAAACAGACAAAACAACUACCAUUAGAAAGUAAAAGCAUCAUGUAAAGGGUCUUGACACAAAAGACAACAUACUGGAGCCCGAUAGUUCUUAGCUUAGGGGAACAUUAUUUUAGCCUAUCGACAAAAGUUAUUCUUUUCUUUUCUGUCUUUGUUUCCUCCUUUUCGUUUUUUUUUUUUUUCGACCAUUCGACAGAGCGCAAGCAUGGAGCGCGAGAAUGAGCGCGAAGUGCGAGAAAAAAAGAAAGGAACAAUUUCCUCUUUUCCCCGCCCCCACCCCCUUGCUCUUGAGGUCAAUAAAUCCCCACGCACGUAACCUCUCAUCUCGCCACCAAUGAAGUCGCCACCAAAAUAACUCUGUAAUAAUCGACCUCUAAAGAGAAAUUAGGGAUCUGUGAACAGCAGGCAGCAUUAGGAUUCGAAAGAAACAUAAUAUCAGAGAAAAGUGGAUCCAACAUGCAAACAAAGUAGAGAAAACAUCUGCACUGUUACCCACUGAUAAAAACUUAAAAUGAAAAUCAUUGUGUGAUGUGACUGUCCAUUCUCGUUCUUGCUGAUGUCUCGUUUCUCAUAUGAAAUCACUCUGUGAUUGUUUCGUAGCCUUUGCACAGCCAACUGAUGACCUUGAAUUACUUAGCAACUUAGCAAGUGAUGGAGCUGAAAAUGAAUCAUUUGAGGAGCUGUUCCAGAAGCUUGCGGCAAUGAAAGGUCAGAAAUUGUUUGUUUGCACAGUAAUUUUUAGGGAGUUAUUAUAACUCCAAAAAUGGAGUAAAAAUUUUAGGUACAGAAUAACCCCGUUUUUGGGGUUACUUUAACUCCUAAUUUAACUCCAAAUUUGGGGUCAUUUUUACUCCUGAAAAAGAGUCCUUUUUACUCCCAGUCUGGAGUUAAAAUAACUCCAAAAAUGGGGUUAUUUUUACUCCUUACAUGGGUUGUUUUCACUCUUUCUGGAGUUACUUUAACUCUGAAAGUGGAGUAAAAAUUUUAGGUACAGGAUAACUCCUUUUUUGGGGUUAUUUUAACUCUUCAAUAUCUGAGGUCAUUUUUACUGCUGGAAAAGAGUUCUUUAAACUCCUUUUUGGAGUGAAAAUAACUCCCCAAAAAAUAACUCCACUGUGAGGAGUUAAAUUAACCCCACUAGAGGAGUUAUUAUAACUCCUUGAAAAUUACUGCGUGUUUGUCUGCUUUGCUUGUUAAUUAUUACUAUCAUCAUCAUCUUUAUUAACAUCAUCAUAAACAUCAUCAUCAUUUUUAUCGUCAUUUUCAUCAUUACAAUUAUUAUGUGAGCGGUCAUUGCUCAAGCAAGCGAGACUCAGAAAAUGCAAACGUUUCCUUUUUUUCGUGUGUACGUGCCAAAAGGGGAAUCAUGGUCCCAUGCGUUCCUAGCGGAAACCGCGAAAACUGAGGAAAAGAAUCGAAACGUGUCACAGCGCCAUGCUUUAUUUUGUGAAGGAAGCUUUUGAAAGAUUGAUGCGAAAGAUGUCGAGCUUUUCCGAAACAGGUCGGUCCACGAAAGCGUUGAUUACUAUGGAACAGUUGAAUACUUCAGUGAAAACUUCGAUGGUGAGAUUUCGUUAUAUGCAAACGAGUCUUAUGAUGAGCGUGCUGUUUAUUUUCGGCGAUGAUUGAAAUGACGCGCCAUGUUCAUCACGUUUCUGGUCUCUGGCAAAGGUGUAAUUUCUCUCGAAUUGAUAUUCGUGUAUUUAUCUCGACGUAGCUAAUCGAACAAAACCGAACUAACUAUCAAUCGAACCAAAUCGGACGGAUUAUUGUUCGAUUGGUUCAGGAAUGGAACAUAAUCGAACUGCAACUGUUCGGUGAGUUCAAUUAAUCGAACUCGUGGGUUCGAUUACCGAACUCAAUCGAACCAAUCAAACUAAACGACGCGAUUUGUUUGAUGUUGCUCGGCAGAAAGAAAAUAAAAUCCAGUGAGAAUAGUUUUAAUUAAAAUAAUCAGAAACAUUUCCCUCUUAGCCAGGUAUGACAACGAAAAGUCACUUCAAUUGACUAAAAUCUUUAUUUUUGAAGUAAUCCAUAAAUUCACAAUUAGUACUGGAAGUGCUUAACGACGGUAGCGGGCAUAAGAUUCACACUUUAACUUUGACGGUCAAUGUCCGAGCUGGCGGCCGCGGCCACCGUCAGUUAACGUAUGGGCUAGACCCCUUUCUCAAAAAUAAACUUUACAUCGACACCGACGGCGAAAGGGCACCCGUGAUAGCCUUCAUUUAUAACCACUCUCUUCCAGAAUUGGUAGUUUCACGGUUUACGCUGUCUCUGCUCUCUCCGACAUCUGCCCUGUGUACUUGUGUUUGAAAUUGAAGGUAACACAUAACUUAUUUGUUGACAGCAACGCCUUGUUUGAAAGGAGAUGAAUCUUGAUUUGUGUACAAUUUUUGAAGCUUCCAUUUCUGAACGUUCGAUUGUGUUCGAUUGGCAAAAGUUUGGGGUGAGCUCGAUCAUGUUGGAUUGCCGAAACCAAUCGAAGUCAGUCGAACGAUUGGAGUUCGAUUGGGUUCGAUUGCCGAACGUUCGAUUGACUACGGCAGGAUUUAUACACGCGUACGCAAUUAUCGUCGAAUCGAAUACGAUAUAAAAGGUAACUGAUCCUGAAGAAUACUCGACCAUCGAUGAAGUAGGAAGUGAAAAAAAUUUAGCGAGGAAAUCCUGUCUCGUGUAUAAUUAAUCGCCUCCCCAAUUCUUAUCUAAUCUCCAAAAAAGUGAGACUUGACGCUUUUUUAAGAGCGUCCUUGUUUUUUUGUAUUUAUUAAUUUUGUUUGCCCAGAAAUUGAUAAAUAUUGUAAUUGUGUCAUACCCCGUCUAACGGACACCUGUCAAUGCAGACACGGACUAAUUGAUUGCUUCCAGCCGUGUGCUGUUAUAAGCCCCACUUUUUUUAUAAAAGUAGAAAAACUUCGGAAUCAUUGUUUUUCGAUCUUCACCGUGCUACAGUAUACGAGAUAAGAUAAAAUGUAGACUUGAGUUUCUUCAGGCUGUUUGCCAACAGGGUUAUGUAGAGUACUGUUUUUGAUUAAGAAAUGUGUGCGGGAUUGGCGACUUUUGCGUGUUUCUAUUAACAGAAAUUAUCUGCUAAAUAACGGCUUUGUGUAAGUCAGAAAAGUGUUUUAUCUCCUCAGUAUUAUUUUUCCCACUAGUAGCAAAAUAAAAAACAAAGAUUUUUGUACUAUGAAAACUUCCAGCAAAGCAUCAGAAACAACAUUCAUAAAAAAUACUUAUUACUUACAGCUUUUUCUCUUCCUUUUCCUAGAGCGUGCAUCUUCACUACCUGCUGAAGAAAGGAAAGAUUACGCCGAAAGGGUAAGUUGCUUUCAUUAUACGUACGUCAGUGGAAUUUUGUACACCUUUCCAUCUACUAAGUCAUCAACUGCCAAAGCAAGUCAUUUUCUUACUUCUGAAUUAAAUCUCCGUCAUUAUUUACUUUCCUAUAAUCUCAGGCAAGCUAUUAGGCCCUAUGAUGAUAUCUUAACCAUAGUAAAGAAACGCAAGUUAAAGUGGUUUGGGCAUGUAUCAAGAUCAUCAGGGCUUGUCAAGACAAUUUUACAAGGAACAGUGGAAGGAGGGAGAAGAAGGGGCCGACAAAAGAAGCGUUGGGAGAAUAAUAUCUCUGAGUGGACAGGGUUGAAGUUUUGCAACGCUCUAAGAGACGCUGAAAACACAGUCAAAUGGAGGGAGAGGGUUGCUAUGUCCGUGGCGCCUCAACAGUCAUUGACUACGGGAUAGCUGCAGGUGCAGGUGCAAUGUCACGUUCUGAAAUAUUAAUUCUAUUUCUUUCCUCUUUUAAUUGUCAACAGGUUGCCAUUGCAUUUUGGCGCGCCAUGGGUGGAAGCGAAGAUGAAAUCGCUGGUUUAGGAGAAGACGGUGACAGCUAA
This is a messenger RNA of Porites evermanni, 10270 nucleotides long. The record is from the annotation of a GenBank genome assembly. Lineage: Eukaryota; Metazoa; Cnidaria; Anthozoa; Scleractinia; Poritidae.